CUCGAACACGUCUUUCAACGUGCUGCUGUCAGAGCCGCUUUCAUGCCUCCUGCGGUACCUUGGGCUUUAGGGGGUUCUGGCAAUUUGACAAUCUUGCCACAAUGUUGGAGUCUGGGUAAUAAUCCAUCAGCACAAAACAAUGCGAUUAAUUUAAAUCUUGUUCCAUAUUUAUUGGAUAAAUUUUCUAAAGAAAAUAAUCUUAAAGUUUCUUCACGUCUUCUAUAUGCAUUAUCAAGUUUAGUGCGUGGUAAUGAGUAUGCAAUACAAUUCAUCAAAAAUAACCAAGGGUUAGAAACAUUGACAAAUGUCUACACAAAAUUUGAUGACAAUGAAUUUAAAGCAAAAUUUGCUGUAUUUAUAUCAGAUUUUAUAGAUCCCAAUAUGGUUAAAUCAACUUCUACUACUUCUUUACCAUCUUUUAAUGUAGCUCACGUUGAUCAAAAUCAAGAUCAAGAUUCAUUAACAUUAUUUUCAACAUUGAUGGAAACUCUGUGUAAAAAAUUUCAAGAUACUUUAUUUGAUGAUCAAGGAAAUGCUAAAAAUGUUGAUUUCAAUUCACGUGAGAAGAUACUUGGAGGAAUCUCAAUGAUAAAAAGUUAUUAUUCAAAUAUGUGUCCUGCACAAAAUGGAUUUGAGAUUUGGUUAUCAAAACAACAAAUUAUUUCAAAUAUUAAAGAUGAUGAAGGUUCUUAUGAUUUAGAAGAUUAUUCUCGUCUAAUAAAACAAAUUAAAAUUCAAUAUGAUUUAAAAUAA
Entrophospora sp. SA101 is the source of this 753-nucleotide messenger RNA. Lineage: Eukaryota; Fungi; Glomeromycota; Glomeromycetes; Entrophosporales; Entrophosporaceae. The record is from the annotation of a GenBank genome assembly.